GAAACUACGGUCAAUAUGUGUGCAGUGUCCCGCAUGCCGACGAUUUCCGGUCACAUACAAACAAAACAUAGACGGGCUUUAAAGCUGUCUUUUGGACAGUAUCAAAACCUCUAUAAUACUUCACGUCUCUAUUAUGUUGGAUGCAUUUAUCCGUUGGAACAUGGACCGUGCGAGAGCAGAUAUUAAGAAAAUAACAUAUUGGCUUAGGCUGGAUACACUGGUAGGAGAACCCAUAGGAAAGUUGCAAAUCAACCAUAAGCAGACACUCAACUGGCUACUGGCGGUGCAGCGCUUCUACCCUUCUCAAGGGCUACAUGAGGAUCUCUGUAACAGACUAGGUGUGGACAACUCAUCGAGUGAAUUCUGCUGAAUACCCCCACACAUUCGAGGACGAACAUCCCUACAUUCCUGCCGAGAUCAAUGCUGCAGUGUGGAACAAUCAAGCAACGUAAACAAUUCUGAAACAAUUUAAAUUUUUAUCACAGCUCUUGUCUUUUUAAAUGUAUCACCGAGCACUGUAUUUUUUUUUGAUGCUUUAAAUAAAAUGUUUUAAAUAA
Caenorhabditis elegans is the source of this 557-nucleotide messenger RNA. It is a transcript of the gene Y17D7C.1, whose product is annotated as Transposase. The transcript has 4 exons. Bases 134 to 370 code for a protein of 78 amino acids. NCBI's taxonomy places the organism in Eukaryota, Metazoa, Nematoda, Chromadorea, Rhabditida, Rhabditidae. The record is from RefSeq and is marked reviewed.